Molecule: messenger RNA, 1343 nt
Organism: Exophiala xenobiotica
Lineage: Eukaryota; Fungi; Ascomycota; Eurotiomycetes; Chaetothyriales; Herpotrichiellaceae
Exons: 3
Coding region: 445-960 (171 amino acids)
Source: RefSeq, a predicted model, not a curated record
AUUGGGUCUGUGCCACAAGCCUUGCAAGGCACAGGGCUGAGAGCUGAAGGACCCGGCUCGUGUUUCACAGUAUCGGCUCAGGCGAUACGCCUCCCGAUGAGCACAGAAAGCGUUACGACCUGGAGCUCCCAAUGAGAACAGAGCAUGCGAGUGAUGAGCCUGAUGAGACCGACAUGCUCCUUCCCGUGGAAGGAUCAGACCUUCAAACACAUCCCCCCGACCAUUUAGGUAAGCUUGGAUCAGCGACCGAAAGGGAUUGUGCUUGUGCGCCCUCGAUAUCACCGCACAGACUCUCCGUUCGCGUUUCCUUAAAAUAGCAUUUCCCAUACUCAGUACCAUCGUUUUCCUUUCGACUCGUCCUUCUCGUUGGCUUCUCACAUUCCUUCAUUGCGCAUAUCUUACCUGUCUCUAUUCUGCCAUCUCACCUUCUUACAACGCAACACAAUGAAUCAACAACCACACACCCAAGGUCCAAUGGUGGCAGAAAAGCAGUCAGUUGCCGGAGCCCAGGCCUAUCCGAACGGCGUACCCUCAAAUGGAGCUCCUCACCCGCACUCUCAUGGCGCUGGAAAACGCGGAGAAUGGUCCUUCGGCCUGUUCGACUGUUGCUCUCCCUUCGGAACAUGCUGUCUGUCAUUUUGGUGUCCUUGUAUUCUCUACGGCAAGACGCACGCCCGGGAGCAUGGUGACCCAGAUUCAAGCGGCGUUAACUCAUCGUGCUGCGCUUGGUACAUGUUGUCGUGCUUUGCUGCUCAGGGUAUCCUCCAGUGCAUGACCCGAGGUUCGAUGCGUGAGAGGCAUGGUAUCGAAGGUGGUGGUUGCGGCGACUUCUGGACAUCGUGCUGCUGCACUUGCUGUACAUUGAUCCAGGAGGAGAAGGAAUCGAUUGUCCGGAACACUGGGAUUGAUCCCAAGACAGAACAGCCGUACGUAUCUCCAGGGCAGAUGAACUACCCUUGAGAGGUGUCUUGGGCGAAGAGACACGUUGUGAUGGUGAUGGUGAUUCUGAAGGAGGAGUUGGUUUCAACGCGUAUUUUCAUGGAUGGCAGCGCGACAAAGGGUCGAAAGGUGAUUUCUCUCAAACGUCGCUCGAUUUCCAGAUUUCGAAAUAUUUGCCUCUGACUUGAAUUGGAAAUGAUGCUGAACCCUUGAGCUAUCGCUAUGCAUCGUCUCAGCUGCGCUUGCUCUCCUCGAGUUCUUGCACUUUCACAUUUCAAAGUUUCGUGGCAGCUUAUGCCGCAACAAAUUUCGGAAUCUACUGUAGUAUGUCCCUCGUAUGCCCAGCCGCGAGUUUCUGAAAUCCUUAUUCAAAGACAUACAUUUGCUACGAGCUGAAGUCCCGG